UUGUUUCUCCCAAAAAAAAUAAAUAAUUUUUUUUUUAUCCGAAUCUUGUAUUUAUAUGUUAAAAAAAAAACUAAGGAUAAAGUGACGGACCUCGGUGUCGGAAAAAAUGGCACUGUGUAUUCCUCUUCCUUCAUGCCGGUUCAGUCACAGACCGGUUCGUUCUUCUCUCGAACGCCAAGAACACUUUGGUCGUAUUGCUCCUGUCUACGAUAAUUUGAAUGACUUGCUGAGUUUGGGUCAGCAUCGUAUAUGGAAAAGAAUGACUGUUUCAUGGACUGGAGCGAAAAUGGGAGACUGUGCGUUGGAUUUGUGUUGUGGAAGUGGGGAUUUUGCAUUUCUUUUGUCCGAGAAAGUUGGGUCCAAUGGCAAGGGCUUGGCCCCCAAUGCCUGCUACAACAAUAUAGAGUGGGUUGAAGGCGAUGCACUUGAGUUACCAUUUUCUGAUGGUUACUUUGAUGCCAUUACAAUGGGUUAUGGGCUACGAAAUGUGGUUGAUAAAGAAAGAGCCAUGCAGGAGAUGUUUAGAGUUCUGAAACCAGGCUCAAGAGUAUCUGUUCUUGAUUUCAAUAAAAGCACACAGCCUUUUACUAAUUUAAUUCAGAUAGUAUGGAUGAUUGACAAUGUAGUUGUCCCAGUGGCAACUGGUUAUGGGCUUGCAAAGGAGUAUGAAUAUUUGAAUAGCUCAAUCAAGGAAUUCUUAACAGGGAAAGAGUUAGAGAGGCUUGCUUUACAAGUUGGAUUUUCUAAUGCUAGACAUUAUGAGAUUAGUGGAGGCCUCAUGGGGAACUUGGUAGCCACACGCUAAAUGCAAUCCAUGCUUGAUGAAAGCCCUGUAUCAUCAGAUGAGGAUUUUAGUGGUGGAGAGAUGGGAGGUUCAGGAAGCUCAAAUGAGGGGUGAAGAUCGAGAUCUUAAAGAUAGAUAGGCUAUUAUGUAGGUUUGGCAGUCACAUUGGUACAUUGAAGCUGGAAUUCUCGAAGAAGAAGAAGAAAGGAAAGUUACCAAGAGAAGCAAGGCAAACAUUGCUUGAGUGGUGGAGUGUUCACUAUAAAUGGCCAUAUCCAACGGAAGGUGAUAAGAUUGCGCUGGCUGAAUCAACAGGCCUAGAUCAGAAGCAAAUUAACAACUGGUUUAUAAACCAACGAAAGCGGCAUUGGAAACCAUCAGAGAAUAUGCAAUUGGCUGUUAGGGAUAAUCUUUCAGGACCAUUCUUUGC
Molecule: messenger RNA, 1214 nt
Organism: Quercus robur (English oak)
Lineage: Eukaryota; Viridiplantae; Streptophyta; Magnoliopsida; Fagales; Fagaceae
Product: 2-phytyl-1,4-beta-naphthoquinone methyltransferase, chloroplastic-like
Exons: 10
Coding region: 107-805 (232 amino acids)
Biological process (GO): phylloquinone biosynthetic process
Molecular function (GO): 2-phytyl-1,4-naphthoquinone methyltransferase activity
Source: RefSeq, a predicted model, not a curated record